CCGAGUGGCACAUGUUCUACGGACGUCGACGGUGAAGCGUCGGGUAGUCGCUCCAGAAUCGCGCGCGGUUUUCACGUGGACGUUUCGGAGUUUGUUCUUCAGUAUUGGAACUGGAUGUGAAUUUUGUUGGGACUCGAAGUUCAAAUGAUAAUGAAGUGGGUGGGUGGACUGGUAUCAUCCACACUAUUCUAGGACCGUUAAUUAGAUUUUAAUGACUGAUUCGCCAUAGAAAUGAACUGAGGGAAGUGACUUUUAAGUUCCUUCAAAAUGUUGCUACCCUUCUUGACUGGAGUUUUGGCCAUCAACUUCCUAUUCUAUCCAGGCAGCCUGGCCGUUAGCUGGGAGGAUUGGUGGACGUACGACGGCAUUUCAGGGCCUGCAUUCUGGGGACUGAUAAACCCGGAAUGGUCGUUGUGCAACAAGGGCAGAAGACAAUCGCCAGUUAAUCUGGAACCCAAUAAACUGCUCUUCGACCCCAACCUUAGGCCUUUGCACAUCGAUAAACAUAGGGUGAGCGGCACCAUUUCCAACACCGGUCAUAGUGUGAUAUUUACAGUGGACAAUGACACCCGUCAUCACAUAAACGUGACUGGUGGGCCACUCUCCUAUAAAUAUCAAUUUCAAGAAAUCCAUAUCCAUUACGGACUCCACGACCAGUUCGGGUCCGAGCAUUCUAUAAACGGAUACGCAUUUCCAGCCGAGAUCCAAAUUUUCGGCUUCAAUUCCCAACUCUAUACCAACUUCUCGGAUGCCCUACACCGCGCUCAGGGGAUAGUGGUUGUGGCCCUGCUGCUCCAGUUGGGUGAUUUAUCCAAUCCCGAGCUGCGAAUGCUGACAGACCAGUUGGAGCGGAUACGAUAUGGAGGGGAGGAGAGCGAAGUGAAGAGGAUAUCAGUAAGGGGACUCCUGCCUGAAACAGAAUAUUACAUGACGUAUGAUGGAUCCACUACGAUGCCGGCCUGUCACGAGACAGUAACAUGGCUCAUCCUCAACAAGCCUAUUUACAUCACGAAGCAACAGAUGCACGCGCUGAGGAAGCUGAUGCAAGGGGACGUCAAACACCAGAAAGCACCCUUGGGGAAUAACUUCCGGCCACCCCAGCCCCUACAUCAUCGUCCCGUAAGGACAAAUAUUGACUUUAACAUCAAGCGUAGUGAGUUGGGGAAGCAGUGCCCUAGUAUGUACAAAGAUGUUUAUUAUAAGGCGAAUAGCUGGAAACAACAUUAAUAAUGGAGGAUUUUACACCCGAAAAGACAUUUAGUGAAUUUGGCGAACUGAUAGUGCUAAAAUAAUAAUGAAAAUAA
Messenger RNA from Coccinella septempunctata (seven-spotted ladybird), 1304 nucleotides. RefSeq names its product carbonic anhydrase-related protein 10 (gene CARPB). The transcript is spliced from 10 exons. Gene Ontology annotation, molecular function: carbonate dehydratase activity; zinc ion binding. The record is from RefSeq and is a predicted model, not a curated record. Bases 268 to 1227 code for a protein of 319 amino acids. NCBI's taxonomy places the organism in Eukaryota, Metazoa, Arthropoda, Insecta, Coleoptera, Coccinellidae.